Molecule: messenger RNA, 4373 nt
Organism: Lingula anatina
Lineage: Eukaryota; Metazoa; Brachiopoda; Lingulata; Lingulida; Lingulidae
Biological process (GO): protein K48-linked ubiquitination; SCF-dependent proteasomal ubiquitin-dependent protein catabolic process
Cellular component (GO): cytoplasm; nucleus
Molecular function (GO): protein binding
Source: RefSeq, a predicted model, not a curated record
AUUAAUUGUGUGCGUUCUAGUUAUUUGUCUGUUUCCUGUAUAAAACAUACGAAAAAAUUGUCGCUACCGUUACGUGAACAAGUUACUGACAAUUACCACUAUCACAUUUGGUGAUAUAAAAGGCAAACCACUAUGUCUUAGUAGUUAGUUAUCUUGUGUGAAUAAAGAUGGCAAGAGGCAGGCGUAAGAUAGGUUCUUCAAAGAGGAAGACAAUAGAGCUGGGAAGGAGGAGGAGUGUAGACAUGGGUACACAUAACACAGGAAAUGGAGAUCAGGAAGAUGAAACAACCCCAGCAAGAAGGCAGAGUAAAAGAUUUAAAAGUGACAGUGAGUCUAUCCCUCUAGAGUUUGAAAAUUAUGAUGGUGAAGAUAACCUGAACAAACUUUCUUUGGAAAUAUUGUGCCAAAUCCUUAACUACCUUCCUUUCUAUGAUAUGAUGAAACUACAGGUGCUGAGCAGGAAGCUGUAUAAAGCUGUGUCAAUGAACUUGAGACUCACAACUUUUAUCGAUUUUACUGAAGGGGAGGACCAAGGGUGGCUGCCAGAGAAGUUGACCGAUUCAAAGCUCGGCAAACUUUUAGCGCGGUGUCCCGAGUUGAUAACGAUUAAUGGCCUACACCCCAAGCUCUUGGCAAGAAGACGGCAGAUGGGUGUCGAUGUCCUGUCUGUGCCGGGCAUUAUCAGUGUUCUUGAUAACUGCCCAAAUCUCAUGUACCUCGAAACGUGUGAUAUUCGCCUACUUGAAGCUGUUGUGGAAUCCAUCCCUGGUGUUAUUAUUGAAAAUUUCAAAAAUCGCGAUGGGUGCUACCCUAUCCCUUCAUUUAAUCGCCUUUCACUGCCCACGAACCCCUCCAUUACCUCGUUGCACCUGAGUGGGGUGAUCCUCCCAGAGCUGCCCAGUAUGGAGUGCCUUCAGUCCCUCUAUCUGCAGUGGGUACGUCUGACCAAUCCACACCCAUUCAAGGACUUUGUGGCACCAUCUCUGAGGGUAUUUGUCAUGCGUAACUGCGCUGGGCCACGCAAUGCCUUAAAGUAUGUUCCUAUGGUAACGAGUUUGGCGGCCGCUCAUCAAUUGCAAAGACUGGAGCUGGUGAGGGUGCCUUACCUUGGUGGCCUAAUUCAGCAUGUGGUGGAAGACAGUUGGCGUUCCUAUGGUUUUAGUAACCUGAAGAAGAUUGCUUUUGGCACAUGCAAACAUGCUUUAGAGGGAGACUUGGGACAUCUAGUGAUAACUUGUUCAGAAAAUUUAGAAGAACUCCUUUUGCAACCCUCUCUGACAAAGGAUAGUGUGUUUGCAGCAUUGAGCUUAGCAGAUGUGGUCUUCCCAAACUUCAAGACUCUGCAUUUAGGAUUUGUAGAUGACUUUCCAGAGCCAGGGAAAUGGACCAAUGGGCAACUGGUGGCUCACGGGCUGGCGGAUAUUACAGAAAACCCGCCAAACAUCACAGACCUUGGCCUCCGGACAGCGGGGAGGGUUUUCCCCUCUAUGCAAUUCCUCACUAUAUACAACUGUCCACUGCUACAGAAUGCUCUGGCUUGGUUUGACUUGGCCUUGGUGCCAUGGAACAAUCUGAGAGAGCUGUACCUGCGGCGCUGUCACUCUGUGAAGCUGGACAGUUUCUGUAAACUGCUCCCCUUGCUGCAGUCCAUUGAGAGUGUCACACUGGAGAUGAUGUUCAGGGAGCCACCCAAGGGAUGCUCAAGGGUUGGAUUGACAGCAGGCACAGGAUUGGGUGUUUCUGCAGCCCUUGUGUCUAAUCAUGACCCAGUUGUUCCACACAAUGCAGCCAAUCAGAAUGUUGCUGUGCCAAUGGUACCUCCCAACCCUCCUCCUCCAGCCAAUCCAGCUCCUGCUCAACCUGCCAAUCAACCUGGUGCUCAGCCAUCUGGUCAGUCAGCCAAUCCUGAUCUUGCUCAACCUGCCAGUCAUUCUGUGAGCCAGCCUGUUGAUCCGUCAUCUGGUCCACCUUCCACCAGUCAGUCUUCUUCUUCUAGUCAGUCUAGUUCUCAGCUGGCCACCCAACCUUCUGCAUCAAGUUGUCACGUCGAUCAUGGUGUUCAAGCAAAUGGAGGACUAUCAGUGUCAAGUAAUGAUGAGAACAAUGUUGUUUUUCAUGACGAUGAUGAUGGCGAUGAUGUUGGUGAUGAAAUUUUGUCACCACCUCCUAGUUUUUCAACAGCAUCUUCGUCACAGUUGAGUGAAACUGAGAAUUGUGAGUUUGAUCCCAGAGAGGGAAGUAAGGAUCUAGAGCAAGAACCAGUAGACGCAACUAGGCAAAGGGGCAUCGAUGGUGUUAAUGUGGGCACUGGUGAAUUGAGGACAAAAAUCUCAGAGCCAGUGGCAGGUAAAGGAUGUUCUGGCAUUGGGGGACUGCACAGUGAAACUUCCAGUAAUGAAACUGAUGAGUCACUGUCCAGUGAUUUACAUAUCCAAACUGAAAGCGGACCUGUCAGAAACACUUCUGACAGUUGCUCCAAGUGCAUUUGCUCACAAAGCAGUAAUAAAUCCAGUAUCUCAAAACCUGAGAUGGACAGUAAAGACAGUAUUGACACAGAGUCCACUUGCACAGGAAAUGUAAGGGCAGAUUCUGAUGUACUCUACCAAGAAGGUGAUACAGACAUGAUCCAGAAUGGUGGAGCUUCUCCACUGCAAGCUCAGAGAGUUGUUCAGUCCAAAUCUGCUGUCAAUGCUCUGAGUUCUACAGGUCUUGUUAACAAAGAAACAAAGUGGCAGUCUAUUACAGCUGAAACUAAUGGGGAGAAUCCCACACUUGACAAUGAACCACCACCAAAGAAAUUCAAGCACAGUGAUGUCAAACAUAGUGGGGGAUAUGGUGAGAGAUCUGUUGCUACGUCGUCUUCGGGUAGGACGCCUUUGGGUGUAGAGACCCUUAAAACGCCCGAAUAUAAAGGUGACGAUGUCACAGUUGAAAAUAGUGAAACACAUGCUGAUGUCAGAGUGAACAAAAAGCAACUGGACAGCGAUGAAAAUUUUGAAUGUUUAAAAACAAAUAAUCUUAGAAUGUGCAAUAGUCAAGACUUAACCAGUGGUGCUUGUGAUGUUGAUUCAACAGAAUCCAGUAAGGGAAAUGACCAAAAAGAUAGUGAUCAAAACUGUGGAGAGGAUCUCCCUGCUCAUGUAUAUUGUGCUUCCUGCGGAUCUCCUGCCUCGGUUAAAACCAAAGAAACACACGGGUCUUUGUCUGAGAAAGAGGCAAGUACUCCAAGCAGAAAAGGAAAAAGUCUCAUGGGCAGAAAAAAGGGAUUGGUUAAAAAAUCUGCUUCUUCUAGAGGUGGAGAUUCAUCUAGUUCAGGCUCUCAGAACAGUUUGUCUUGUGAUGUUAAUUAUGAAAGAGACCAUUCUCUAAAUUCCAGUCAGGCUGUUUAUUCAGAUUCAGAUGAAAAUGUGGAGAAGGGGUUAGCUGAGAAUUGUGAUAGAGAAAUUGAAAUAGAUUCUGAUCAAGUCAGUCAGUCGUGUCAGGCUACCAUGAGUGAGAUACGUGAGGAGGCAAAGAAGCAAGGUGGACAUUCCACAACUGGUUCUACUGUGGGGAAAAGCAGUUUAAAUGGUACUACGAACACUCCAAUAGGUGGCAGCAGCAAUGCUCAGAAAUCAAGGCAGUCUUCUUUCCAAAACAAAACAUCUUCUUCUCAGUCAUCUCCAGGUGAAUCCCCAGGUUUCCGUGUAUUGAGAUCAGGUCGACUGAUCAACUGCAAUUUUGGCACACAGACGACCUGUCUGCCUUUGGCAACAUUUGAUGGCUCUUCCUCACCACAUAAACAGGAGAACCAAUCCAGUGCCAACAACAGCAUCGACAUCAGUCCAAGCAUAUCAGCUGACUGCCCGGAACCUGCCCUGCCUCUAUUGGUCCGUAACGGUCCCUUGACCAGGUCAGCCGCUGCCCAUUUGAGGACACCACUGUGCAGCCGCGGCAGUCAGACUAAUAUCUCUUACCUGGCUAAAGCUGGGUCCAGGAAAACCAUGAUGGUGGAUCAGUCCACCAGCACCAGUGACCCCGUGCAGGAGGAUGACCAUGUCCAGAUCUUGACUAUUAGGUCUGCCACAUUGAUAAACUUGAACCUGCACAAAGUGGGAAUAACUGACCUGCAUGUGGCUGACUGUCCCUCUCUCAGCUCUCUUAAUGGAUCAGCAUGCCGUGUUCUGAAGAAUGUGACCAUUCAGAAAGCACCUUGCCUCCAACAAGUGAAGUUUGCUCAGUGUAAGAAACUGAACCACAAAAACCUGGUGACUGAGGUGUCCAACAUUACCCCUGAAGACCACCGGACCGUCUUUAUCAGGCCAAUGGUGGAGGUGGGUUAUCUUUCUUGUGAAGUUGGUGUAAUAGACUCGACAUACCUUGUCAUUUUGUAA